Molecule: messenger RNA, 735 nt
Organism: Drosophila busckii
Lineage: Eukaryota; Metazoa; Arthropoda; Insecta; Diptera; Drosophilidae
Product: maker503
Exons: 2
Coding region: 30-569 (179 amino acids)
Source: RefSeq, a predicted model, not a curated record
CAAAAAACGUUUUCAAAGAGUGAACAACAAUGUCGAGAACAGUGAGAAAAUUUGCAAAAAGGAACACGCACCUGCGUAAGAGACAAACUCAGGAUGCGUAUCUGCUGAUCUGUACGGAAUGUUUCAGUCUGUAUCCGCCGCGUUACUUUAGCGGACAGUUCGCAGUGUUUCGCAUGUGUCGUCCGUGCCAGCGAAAGAAUGUCGAACUGUGUAGCUAUUUAGAGAAGUAUGUGUAUGAACCGUUGAGAGAAAAGCGCUGGGAGCCAUUCCAAGUGCGACUGGAUAGGCUGGCGAGCAAGUGCGAGCAGCUGGAGAAUGAACUGAAGGAUUACAAGCGCAAAUACUGCGAACCGGAGUCGACUGCGGAGAUAAUGAUUGAUGACAAAGUGGAGGAAAUGCUGGACGAGCUGUUGGAUAAAUGUGCUGAGCUCGAAAGCGAACGAUGGAACGCCAGGCGACCCACUAGAAAAAUGAGUCAGGAUGAUUUCAAUCAGCGCAUGUUCGAGUUGUAUAACAAAAAUACAAAGCAAACUGAUGCUGAAGUGCUGGAAUCUCAGCUCAACUCCUAAAGCAACUAUCAAGCCAACUGACAAUGUAUUUGCAAUGGAGCCAAGUUCCAAAGCUGAGGAGCAUAUGCGCGCCUAGAUGCGGGAGCCCAAACUCCAAGUCCAAGUAGUGUGAGUGCCACAGGGCAGAGCAAUCUCCAUUUCAGUUAGCAAUGCAGUAUAUGUGAUA